Messenger RNA from Carya illinoinensis, 1616 nucleotides. Its product is annotated as histone-lysine N-methyltransferase ASHH3-like. Lineage: Eukaryota; Viridiplantae; Streptophyta; Magnoliopsida; Fagales; Juglandaceae. Gene Ontology annotation, molecular function: histone H3K36 methyltransferase activity; protein binding. The transcript is spliced from 15 exons. Gene Ontology annotation, biological process: regulation of DNA-templated transcription. Gene Ontology annotation, cellular component: chromatin; nucleus. The coding region runs from base 208 to 1263 and encodes 351 amino acids. The record is from RefSeq and is a predicted model, not a curated record.
AAAAAACGAAAAAGAAAAUACAUAAAUAGGGCCAAACGGGCGAAAAAAAUAAACGAGCGCGCCUAGGUUUUUGUCAGAGUAAAUCCGUGUGGGAUUAGGUCGGGCGCUGGUGGAGACUGCCGUGCCACACUGGUCGCGGUUAGCGGAUUCCUUAUCUCCGGCCCUUGUUUUCUCGGGUUUCAUGCGGUUUCGUUGCUAUUUGAUUCCAUGCCUGCUACAAAGAAGAAUCCUGAGCAUAGUCACGUUGGAGGUGUAUUCAACAAUUUGAUGAAGCAGAUUGGCAAUCCUGUUGAUUUCGAACUUCCAGAUUGGUUUAACAAAUGGAAGCCUACGCCCUACACCUUUAUAAAGCGCAAUAUAUAUCUCACAAAGAGGAUUAAACGACGCCUUGAGGAUGAUGGUAUAUUCUGUUCCUGCAGUGUUUCACCUGGAUCUUCUAGUGUGUGUGGUAGAGAUUGCCAUUGUGGGAUGCUUCUCUCUAGUUGCUCCACUGGAUGUAAAUGUGGGAGUUCAUGCCUUAACAAGCCAUUCCAGAACCGACCUGUGAAGAAGAUGAAACUGGUGAAGACUGAGAAAUGUGGUUCUGGAAUAGUGGCGGAUGAAGAUAUCAAACAAGGAGAGUUUGUGAUAGAAUACGUUGGAGAAGUUAUUGAUGACAAGACAUGUGAGGAAAGGCUAUGGAAUAUGAAACACCGUGGAGAGACAAACUUUUACUUGUGUGAAAUUAAUCGAGAUAUGGUAAUUGAUGCGACAUACAAGGGAAACAAGUCAAGAUAUAUAAACCAUAGUUGUUGUCCAAAUACCGAGAUGCAAAAAUGGAUAAUUGAUGGGGAAACAAGAAUUGGCAUAUUUGCAACCCGCAACAUAAAAAAGGGCGAACAUUUGACCUAUGAUUAUCAGUUUGUUCAGUUUGGUGCAGAUCAAGAUUGCCAUUGUGGUGCUGCUGGCUGCAGGAGGAAGUUAGGGGUCAGACCUACCAAGCCUAAGAUGUCUUCAGAUGCCGCAUUGAAACUAGUAGCAUACCAGGUUUAUCGGAAUGGAGGAUUACAUGUAGGGAGUUCGCAUAUUCGUAACCAGCAAAGAACAGGCUCCCGUAAUUGCAUUGGUGAAGUUGUUAGGAUAACUCGCCCCAUGAACGAGAGGUCCUUUGGGAUUAUUAAACGUUUUGAUAAAUUUUCCAAAAGACACUCGAUUAUGUUUGAAGAUGGAGCUGUUGAAUUUCUUGACAUGACAAAAGAAGACUGGGAUUUUGUGAGACCGUGAUUUAAUUGUGGGGGAUUUUGUUCAAGCAAAGAUCGCACGUAUGGUCGCAAGCAAUUGGAACGUGUUUCACUGUAUCAAUUGCUGCUUGAUUGAGUGUUGCUCUCGUAAAACAUGGAUCCAGCUGCCCUGCACAUGGCGGACGAGAAUGUUACAUACCAAAUGGAAGGACCAUGGUUGUGCUCUGAUAAAAUAAGGAUUCUGACGUUCCCCUGCAGAGAGUUCACAAGAAUGUUGUACCAUCUAUUUUUUUAACCCUCUCUAAUAAAGGAGUUUUUAAACUGAUUCCAUUGAUGCUUAAGGUACUGGUGUUAUGUAGAAGGAAAAAAAUGGCCGGUAAGGGCACCUUUUCUGGA